AUGCUGCGGCGACCACUCACUUCCAUUGAAAUAAAAGCUGACGACAUCGAUCACAUGGAGAGGGUUCUGCUGGAAGCAUACCAGAAAAAGGGUGCUACGAAAACGUCUGUUGAGUCAGAUCCGAGCAGUGCAAGCUUCGGCACACCCGCUAAUGAAGGCUCACUCUCCAUUAAUCUGCACCUUAUUGAACUCAACGAACACGUCGAGUUCAAGGCCAUUUCCUGGAUACCCUUGUCUUAG
Ostertagia ostertagi is the source of this 240-nucleotide messenger RNA. NCBI's taxonomy places the organism in Eukaryota, Metazoa, Nematoda, Chromadorea, Rhabditida, Trichostrongylidae. The record is from the annotation of a GenBank genome assembly.